GCCCUAGGACCCUACCUCAUCACGAUCUUCAGAAUGUUUGCGGUUGCAAUCACCUUCCAGGCCAUUAUUCUGACAAUUUUGAUUCCCUGCGGCAUCGUCCAACAGUCCCUCCUCUAUCCCAAUCGAACGGAACUGACCUGGCAGGCGAUUAAGGACGUGCUGUUUUUCAAUUACUACCGCCUCUUCGGUUUUAUGCAGUUGGAAGAGAUUAGUGGUAUUUCGAUCAAUUUUAACUCUUUACUAACAAGCCUGAUAUGUUUCGACAGCUUUCAGGUACACGCGUUCCGAAAAUCUUUACUAGCUAGUCAAUGA
Dibothriocephalus latus is the source of this 312-nucleotide messenger RNA. The record is from the annotation of a GenBank genome assembly. NCBI's taxonomy places the organism in Eukaryota, Metazoa, Platyhelminthes, Cestoda, Diphyllobothriidea, Diphyllobothriidae.